Messenger RNA from Punctularia strigosozonata HHB-11173 SS5, 531 nucleotides. RefSeq lists its product as uncharacterized. The transcript has 2 exons. The record is from RefSeq and is a predicted model, not a curated record. The coding region runs from base 1 to 531 and encodes 176 amino acids. Lineage: Eukaryota; Fungi; Basidiomycota; Agaricomycetes; Corticiales; Punctulariaceae.
AUGGCAAGCGACGGCCCCCGGCCACCCCGGGUUCACGCCCGCGCGCCGCCGCGUUGCGCAGUCGCCCCGGGCCACGGGGGUGGGCCUCCCACCGCCCGUAGCACGCCGCCUCCGCGUCGCCCCUGUGCGCGCGCGGCGACUUCCCGCGCUGCGCCAAGCGUGCCGCACCGAUGGUGUGCGGAAGGGAAAGCAGGAGAGGAGGGAAACGCGCGGCAAGGCCAAGUCGUCUGCGCGCCAAUACAUUCCGGCCUUACGCGCGCGCCGUCACGGCUGUCGGCCAACCCCCGCUUCCCGACGCUUGGCCCCGUGCCGUUCUCAUCGCCGAGCCACCGGGCGCCACCGCUGCUUCCCACGUCCUGGUUGAGUUACCCCGCCGUCGCCGCCGUCGCGGGUGCCCCACUUGCGCCGACCAUGAUAUCGAGGGCUCGAGGGAAAGACGGUUGCCAGCAACGGCCAGCAGCACAGGGACCCGCAAACCCGCGCCGGCUGUCGCCCAGCAGCGUCCGUACCUGGCCUCUAGCCCCGAACUAA